GCAUAUGACUUCCUGCCUCCCUUCAGAUGCAGAAUUUAAGAAAGUGUCAGUCGGUCUGAAGUGUUAUAUCUCUCUUUACGCUGAAAGAAAAAUGGAAAAGCAUUCAAAAUGAAGAUAUUCAUUACUGGGAAAACCGAGUAGACGUCUGGAAUUAGAAACGGACCGUUUGCAUGUCUAAGGUGGCGAAUGGGUGCCGCUGAGUGAGAGUCGGUCGCUAGCUCGUUGAGUUCUGUGUGAACCCGAGUUCAUCUACUGUUUUACACAAGGUCUUCUUUCCGAGAGCACGAACGUGAACCCUGACGAAACAAGCAAGGCGCUGGUGGCUGCGAUGGAAGAGGUCGAUAAAAUUUUAAUUCAUUCGCUCAGACAAACUGGGACGGAUGUGGCAGAGGACAUUCAGAGCGUGAAGCAGUUCACCAGCGAGCUGAUUGUGGAGGCAGUGGUGCGAUGUCUGCGUGUGAUCGACCCACCUCUGGGCAAUGGCCUGUCUGCCACACUGCCACCUGGCAUGUCCGCUCGUUUCCGGCUAGGCAUGAGUCUGGCACAAGCUUGCCAGGACCUUGGCUACAAGGGGGAGAUUGGCUACCAGACGUUUCUCUAUAGCAACGAACCCGAAAUCCGCUCUCUGCUCAUGUUCCUGGUGGAGAAGCUUCCAAGGGAAAGUGCAGAAGCCUCUGAUCAGCCUACAGGCAAGUUGGCCCUAUUGCAAAAAUCUAUCGCUGACCAGAUCAAAGCUCAGCUAGCUGUCUCCUGGGUGCCUCCUUCCUGCCGUUUGCCCUUUCUCUGCCAAACACAGAGCCCAGGUGUAUCUCACAGUUUCCAUUCUCAGCCUCUGAGUUUACCUCAUUUUUCUAAAGCGUCUGGGAAAAAUCUAAAAGAGGUGAAGAAGUAUUACAAGGAUUUUUUGUUGCCUGUGACUGCCCAGCCUUCCCAGCAUUCUUCAGUGCCUGCCUCCCUGUUGGAGCACCAUGCCUUGGAGCUUAGUGCUGCCCAAGAAUGGGAGAAUGAGUGGAACAGUCAAGGUCUCCUGUCCAGACUUAGCCCUGAGGACUAUCGGUCCAGAAAACGUGCACGGCUUCAGAAACGCAUUUUGGAACAGCUUCGAGUAGCUGCUCAGCCAUGCCUUGACUCUCAGAAUGCACCAAGAUCAGGCCAAGACUUAGCAGAGCUACUCCACUCAUUUGGAGGGGCCAGCAUUGGGGGAAAUGUACUUACAAAGGGCACGCGCUUCACCCACACUGAGAAAUUCACCUUUACACAGGACCCUGAAAAAGCUGCCCAGCAGAUGGCGGCAGCAGCAAACUCGCUGCCUAAUUCCCACCAGUCAGAAGAAGAUCUUCGGGCCCGGCAGCAAGAGGAAGUAGCAUCUCUUCAACAGCAGCUACAGCAGCUGUCCCUGCGUAUGGAGGAAGUGGGUGGAGACAUUAAAAAGUUCACACAGUCGAUUAGCCAGGUGUCUGAUGAGUUGAAGCAGUGGGAGGCAAGUAAUAUGGAAAAGGAGGCCUCUGUCAGGGUGAAGAAGCAGACUGUCGACCUUUUACCAGAUGCAGAGAACAACUUGGCCAAGCUCCAGGCACUUGUGGAGAGCAGUGCGAAAAGGGUAGCCAGUCUUUCCUCACAAUGGGAGAAGCACCGUGCCCCCCUUGUGGAGGAGCACCAGCGACUCAAGGAGCUCAGCAGCAGUCAUGAGCUUGAAUCAUCACGCAAGCUCUCUGAAAUAAAAGACCUACAUGACAAAAUAAGACAAUCUGCAGAGGAUGCCAAAAAGAAGGAAGGACUCUACAAGCAGCUGAUGAAAGAAUUUGAGAACUUACCCAAAGAUGUUUCUCGAUCAGCCUACACUAUGAGAAUAUUAGAGAUUGUUGGCAACAUCAAGAAACAGAAGGAGGAAAUCACAAAGAUAUUGUCAGACACCAAGGAUCUUCAGAAAGAGAUAAACAGUCUGACUGGCAAGCUGGAUCGAACUUUUGCAGUAACUGAUGAACUGGUCUUCAAGGAUGCCAAGAAAGAUGAAUCGGUUCGCAAAUCAUACAAGUACCUGGCAGCUCUGCAUGAGAACUGUACCCAGUUGAUCCAGACUAUUGAAGACACUGGGACGAUCAUGCGAGAAAUCCGAGACCUGGAGGAGCAGAUCGAAACGGAGAAUGGCAAGAAGACUGUGAGCAACCUGGAGAAGAUCCUGGAAGAUUAUAAAGCCAUUCGACAGGAGAACUCUGCCCUGGCAGCUAAGAUCAGAGAGGCUUGAGACUGGGAUCUCACCACAGGGCCCCCUUGGUGCCUGCUGGUAAAGUGACUGGCAAUACACACACUUGACCGCCCAGUACAGAAGCAAGAAGCACAUAAUCUCCGGACUGUCCAACCGUCCAUUUUUGCAGCAGGACUUAUUGCCUGUCUGAGCGAGCACCUAAAUGGGGGGGGGUUUGUACUAAAGUGACAUUAAAAAGAAUUUUAAUGCACAAAUUUAAGUGACUUUAAUCUCACAAUGUCCUUAUACAUCAUUAUAAAACAUGAAUGAAAAUUGAGGUCUAGUUUGUCUGUAAGAGAUUGGUAGAACAUGACCCCAUGAUUGUUUUCUCUUUAUUUCUUGUGCAUAAGGAUACAGUGAAAUUAAUUGGAUUUGAAUUCAUCUUCUAAAAAAAUAAACACUGCAUGGGAUACAGAUUUUGCCAAGAGAAGUGGGAAUAUAAGAAUUUCAGAUAUUUGAAGUAUUUAGCCAUUUUAAUAUUCUUGUUGUCAAGGUACAAUUUUCUGGCAAAGAUAUUAGUUCUUUAGAAUUAUACAAUUAUUGGUUAUGACAGAUUGAUUUUAAAAAAAAAAAAAAAAGGUCAGCCAUUUUUUUCUACAGGUUUAUUGCUUGGCUCAAAUUAAGGUGUACAAUCAAGACGUGGAAGGCAUGCAUUUGUAUACAACAUUUAACAUACCGUGUUUCAGCACUCUUAAUGUGGCUCACUGAUUAUACUUUGCUUUUUUUUUUUUUUAAAAAAAAAUCAUCCAGACAUGAAAAUUGAGUGUCAUGACUUUGAGUUCACUUAAAGGGCAUAGAAGUCAUAAUAGAAAAUGGGAUGUAGUGGGAAGAAUCCUGCUCUUUGACCUCUGAGGGUGUUUUACGCAUCUAGUUCAUCAGUUUACUCAUCAAUGUCAGUGUAAUCAAAAGUGUGUGCCUUGAAGAAGGAUGUUUAAGUAGUUCUUUCUGUAUGUUGUACCCCAUUUCGGCAGUAUGUGGAAGGUGGGGGAUUUGGUUCGAGCUAUUUUUGCUAAAUCCUGGUACUUCAUAUUAACUACUCAUCUGUCAAAAUUUUACAAGCAAAUUUUGACAAGGAACCAGGAUUCUUUUGAAUUGUAACAGCUUGCUCUUCUGUUCUCACUAAACACCAAGAGUCAUUACAACAGAUGCCAUUAAGAAGCUAGCUGAAUUCCUUAAUAUUAAAAGUUUAUUUUUAUCUUGUUCAUACACUUAUAAAAUGUACAUGUAAAUACAUUGUGUGGCCUAGUCAUGAUUUAGAAGAAUUUGUCUGAGGAUCAAUGAAUGAGCUCUGUUUAGGUCUUAAAAUCAUUUUUUCUCAAUGUGUGCUUGCCCCUUUGAACUCUAAAUGCUGCUUAUGUUUUGUUUUAUUUUUAUUUUGAAUAUAAAACUUAAAUUAGUUCGUCUUCAGAGUGACAUUAAAUUAGUCCAGGAUGGUUUGCGAAAAUGGCUAAAUAUCUGAUUCCUUAUACGGUUGCCCUCUGUGGACUGCAAGAGUGAUUAUUUUUGAUUAUCUUAUGCCUGGUGCUAAGUACAAGAAGACAACUUGAUUGAAGCCUCAGGUACCCCUGAAUAAAAUUCGUAUAUUAUAGAUAUUGCUCUUCAGUUGAGCACUUUUAAAUCUCAUUAGUCAUUAAUGGUUUAUACCAGUUAAGUUUGCUGAGUAGUUUUUAAGCUUAAUUCACUGUUCUAAUUAUUUCUUUUAUUAGUUCCUUAGCUGAACAAUUCAUUUAAAAAGAUAUUUUAAUUUGGCCCUCAGUUAAGGUAUUUAGAUGAUUUCUGGACCUGGGUUAAAUGCAAUGUCAAGGAUAGGAUCUCAAUUUAACUCAUCCUCCAGAAUUUCUAACUGGACAUUUAAGUAUUCCUAAUUUAAAUGCCAUGUCUUAAUAAUAAGAAUUUAUUUAAAACAUAAAUACUGUCAUGUCUGGUGUUUUUAUUUUUUAUUUUUAUUUAAAACAUCCAUUGUGUUGUCUCUUUCACUUGGCUCUUCUGUCACUGUUGUGCCUGUACCUUACAGGUUUAGGUUAGAAACAUGUCAAUUUUGCUAAUGAAAUAAAGUAGAAAUGCAGUCCAGGUAUGUUUCUUUGUACUAGUUGUACAUUUUCAAAGACAAACAGAGAAAUUGUCCUAGUAUUAAAUAGUAUGAUUGUAGUCAUUAGACUUCCCUAGAACUCUUCCCACGUGGGAAACAAAGUACUGGAUAUCUAAUACUUUUUAUGAAAUUUGUGGCUUCAGGGGUUUAUAUGUAAGUAUGUUAUACUUUGAUUUUAUUUUCACUUCUGUAUUACUCUGCUCUUUAUCAAGACAGGUAAUCUGCAUUCACACAACCCAAUGCUGAAUGUGACAAAGUCUGAUUUAAAAUUAUUGCAGGGUCAGGAUUGUUGUUUGUAUUUAUGUGUGUUUGCCAUUUCAUGAAGGGUCAAAAAAUAUCAAUGUUAUUUGUGUAUCAUA
Messenger RNA from Scleropages formosus (Asian bonytongue), 4693 nucleotides. It is a transcript of the gene ccdc22, whose product is annotated as CCC complex scaffolding subunit CCDC22. The coding region runs from base 329 to 2245 and encodes 638 amino acids. Gene Ontology annotation, biological process: positive regulation of ubiquitin-dependent protein catabolic process. The record is from RefSeq and is a predicted model, not a curated record. The transcript has 16 exons. Gene Ontology annotation, molecular function: cullin family protein binding. Lineage: Eukaryota; Metazoa; Chordata; Actinopteri; Osteoglossiformes; Osteoglossidae.